Molecule: messenger RNA, 1767 nt
Organism: Amaranthus tricolor (Joseph's coat)
Lineage: Eukaryota; Viridiplantae; Streptophyta; Magnoliopsida; Caryophyllales; Amaranthaceae
Product: magnesium transporter MRS2-4
Exons: 4
Coding region: 232-1557 (441 amino acids)
Biological process (GO): transmembrane transport; magnesium ion transport
Cellular component (GO): membrane
Molecular function (GO): magnesium ion transmembrane transporter activity
Source: RefSeq, a predicted model, not a curated record
UUAGCAUAAUGGUGAAUAUUAUAAAGAUAGAUCCCAUUUUUAACAAACAAAGACAAAAUUAUUCGGUGGAAAUUAGGGCAAGUUGAUGGGAACGGCAGACAAACCCGACCCGUCGGAAUAUCAACUCCUCCUCAAACCAUCUACACGAGGGAGAAACUCCCUCUCUUUCUCUUCUUCCUUCCUCCUCCAUUCCAGAAUUCCGGAAUUCUAGAACCUUCUUGAGGAUAGAGAAUGGGGAAGAACCCUUUCUCUUUUCGUCGGACUCUUUCCCGUCGCCGGAAUCUUCGUAAAGUUCCGGUGGUGAUUAAUCCGCCGGAAAAUUCGGGUAUUGAGAUUGUACCGACGUCGAAAAACGACGAUGUUGCGGGAACCUCUAGUGCGGGGAUGAGUAAAGGGAAGAAGAAAUUGGGAGGAGCUAGGUUAUGGAUGAAAUUCGAUAAAUUUGGUGAAUCGGAAUUGAUUGAGUGGGAUAAAAGUAGUAUUAUUAAACGUGUUGGUAUUCCUGCUAGGGAUUUGAGAAUUCUUGGUCCUGUUUUUUCUCAUUCCUCCAAUAUUCUUGCUAGAGAAAGAGCCAUGGUUGUCAAUUUGGAGUUUAUAAAGGCCAUAGUUACUGCGGAAGAGGUUCUUUUGCUUGAUCCUCUUCGCCAAGAGGUUCUUCCUUUUGUAGAACAACUUCGACAACAACUUCCUCAUAAGAGCCAGGUAAUGAGUAAAGCAGGACCCAUAUAUGAUGGGGACAGUAAACUAGGUUCCACUGAGGCUCAAUGGGCACGCACCCCUGAAGCUGUUGAAGGUGAACAGCAGGAGCUUCCAUUUGAGUUUCAGGUGCUAGAAAUUGCCUUAGAGGUUGUAUGUUCAUAUUUGAACUCUAAUGUGGUUGAGCUUGAGAAACAUGCGUAUCCUGUAUUAGAUGAAUUGGCUCGGAAUGUAAGCACCAAGAAUCUUGAACGUGUGAGGAGCUUGAAGAGUAACCUCACUCACUUGCUUGCUCGGGUCCAAAAGGUUAGAGAUGAAAUUGAGCAUCUUUUGGAUGACAAUGAAGAUAUGGCUCACUUAUAUCUUACAAGGAAGUUGAUACAGUAUCAACAAUCUGAAGGUUUGUUGAAUCUGGCUACUUCCAAUGCUAUUGUCCCACAACAUUUUCUUCAUCGAAACAGUUCCUAUCGUAGUGGAAGUAUCAUGACUAGCAACUACUGGGAUGACGAUGUUGAAGAUCUUGAGAUGUUACUGGAGGCUUAUUUCAUGCAGUUGGAUGGGACUAGGAACAGGAUACUCUCUGUGAGGGAGUACAUUGAUGAUACAGAAGAUUAUGUCAAUAUUCAACUCGACAACCAGCGUAAUGAACUCAUUCAACUCCAACUCCAUCUUACAAUUGCAUCAUUUGCUAUUGCAAUCGAUACCCUUAUAGCAGGAUUUUUUGGCAUGAACAUACCCUGUAGUUUAUAUACCAAGGACGGUGUCUUUGGCUAUGUCGUUGCAGGUGGCAUUGUCUUCUCCUUUCUGAUGUACCUCCUCAUUUUAGGAUAUGCCAGGUGGAAAAAGCUACUUGGCUCUUGAACAUCCACAUUGCAUCUCUGAUACGUACAUCAGUACAUGCUGUUAGUGAUUAUAGGUCAUUGUAAUUUCAAGACUAGAUAAAAUGUCAAUACACAGAUUUCAACUUGUAUAAGCACAAUGGCAAGGUGAAUGAAGCUGUUUUGAGUGUAUAUGAUUUAAUGUCUAUGAUAAAUGAAAUAUAGCAUUAAGCUUUGAAGCUGCACAUCUUUA